Messenger RNA from Ochotona princeps (American pika), 2021 nucleotides. It is a transcript of the gene PHF7, whose product is annotated as PHD finger protein 7. The transcript has 11 exons. The record is from RefSeq and is a predicted model, not a curated record. The coding region runs from base 594 to 1721 and encodes 375 amino acids. Lineage: Eukaryota; Metazoa; Chordata; Mammalia; Lagomorpha; Ochotonidae. Gene Ontology annotation, cellular component: nucleus.
GUUAGCGGUUCCUCUGGGCCAACGGUUGGCGUUGCAGCGGUCCCCGGAGGUCGCAGUCCGCGUGUCCCAGGCCACCUCCAUCCCCUCCCCCUUUUAGGCAGCGCAGUCACCGCGCGGGGCGGCCGCCGUGAGGAAGCGACCACGGCUUGUGACCACGAAUAAUCUUAAAAGCUCCCGGACAGCGGCGUCCUCAGCCAACAGCUGAGUGGGCCGCCCGGGCACGGAGCGGCGGCCCGAGAGCUACCGUGAGGAAGGAGGGAGCGGCGGAGGCGACCUCCAGCCGGUUCCUGAACCCUCCGUCCACCCUCACCCCCGGCUGGCGUGACAUGAGCCGGGUCAGGCAUCCGCGGGAUGCCCCUUGAGCCCCUUCUCCGGCUGUCAGGUCCAGGGCACACACCGACACGUAUUUUCCAAAUAUCACUGUGUAUUCUGGCGGUGACGGCGUCGGCGGGACCGAAUGCGCGUUUAUUUAUCAUUGUUAAUCAUCAAGCCUUUGUCCAGCCGAUAUCCAACGACACAACUUGCUGGACGAGCCUAUAUUGUCCGCAUAAUCAUAUAGAAGAAUUCAAGAUAGGAGAGGCAGGCAGCAACGAAUGAAGACUCUAAAAGAAAAGAAGAAGGAAUGUCAAAGAUUAAGGAAAUCUGCCAAGACCAAGAGGCUAAUCCAGAAGGCGUCUUCAGGGCCUGUUUGCCGGCUAUGCCUUCGUGAACCUGGGGAUCCUGAGAAGCUAGGGGAGUUUCUUCAGAAAGACAAUCUCAGCGUGCAUUAUUUCUGCCUUAUUCUGUCUAGCAAGCUGCCUCAGAGGGGCCAUUCCAACAGAGGUUUCCACGGAUUCCUGCCUGAAGAUAUCAAGAAAGAGGCCAUCCGGGCUUCUAAGAAGGUGUGCUUUGUGUGUAAGAAGAAGGGAGCAGCCAUCCACUGCCAGAAGGAGCAGUGCGUCAGAAACUUCCACCUGCCUUGUGGCCGAGAAAAGGGGUGCCUUUCGCAGUUUUUUGGAGAGUACAAAUCAUUUUGUGGAAAACAUCGUCCAACACAGAACGUCCAUCAGGAGGACCUGGGGGAGGAGAGCUGUGUGUUGUGUUGUGAAGAUUUAUCCCAGACAAGCGUUGAGAACAUCCAGAGCCCGUGCUGCAGUCAAGCUGUCUACCACCGCAAGUGCAUCCAGAAAUACGCCCACACCUCCGCAAAACAUUUCUUCAAAUGUCCACAGUGUAAUAACCGGGAAGAGUUCCCUCAAGAAAUGCUGAGGAUGGGAAUCCAUAUUCCAGACAGAGACGCCGCCUGGGAGCUGGAGCCAGGGGCCUUCUCUGAGUUGUAUCAGCGCUAUCAGCAUUGCGAUGCCCCCAUCUGUCUGUACGAAGGAGGCCGAGACAGCUUUGAGGAGGAAGGGCGGUGGCAUCUUCUUUUGUGUGCUACAUGCGGAUCCCAUGGGACCCACAGGGGCUGCUCCGCCCUCAGAUCCAACAGCAAGAAAUGGGAGUGUGCUGAAUGUUCACCUGCUUUGGGCACAGACUGCACACCUGAGAACUCAGGUGACGCCCCCUGCUGCAGCAGCACCUGCCGGCCAGCCGAACCCAUCUGCAGAGACAGCCUGGAUGAGAGGCCAGGCCCCUCCUGGACUCAGUGGCCAGGGCCUUCCCUGUUAGAAAAGCCGGAGUCAGGUGGCAGGAGGAGGCCCAAGGGUGUUAAAGUCACCAAGAGUGGCAGAAAGUCCAAGUAACAGCUCUGAGUGGCAGUUAGCAAGUCUGCCUUGGGGAUGUAGCUCUCAUUCUGCAUUAGGCCUUGGGGAGAGGCACCGGGGAACUGUGAGCUGAGGGAGGGGGGCAGGUGGUCCAGCCCCUGGGAAACAUGAGGAGCAAGGAACAGGUAGAGAUGCCCCUAGAGGGCCACAUUUUGGGCCCUAAGCCCUGUCACUCUUCCUCACUUAGACGCCUCUGUCAGAACCUGCCUCCUACUUAACACACAUUUGUUACUCUGCAAAUAAAGCUUUUCUCUCCUUUGGUGUCUCCUUACAAACUUA